AAUACGUCAAAUCCGCCUCGAUUUCCGUUUCGUUGAUAUACAGGAACAGGAACGUCGACAGUGACUUGGUGGCCCAAAACAUUGAGAAAAAUAUAACUGUCAAGCCAGGGCUUGUGCCUGAGUCCGGCGUCCGUGAAUGGAAGUGGAGAUAGCAUUCGAGAUGGGUCCUGAGAGAAUCUUACCAAACUCUGAGGAGGAGCUGGGCCAGGAGCGGCCGUCGGAUGGUGGAGUGGGCGGGGAGUGGAGUGGAGAGGACAUGGAGGAGGGCGGUGUGGGAGAUGAGGAGGAGGAUGAUGGAGGUUACUAUUACCAGCCACUAAACCAGGACCCRGAUGGACUAAAUGCUGCACCCGGGGACCAGCCUGAGGAUAUGCCCCCAGUAGCAGAGCAACUGCAUGAAGUCCAGGAGAGAAUAGAGUCAAUGGGCUUACAUCUUCCCCAGCCCCCUCCCCUAGACAGUGAUGAGGAGGAGCCAGAAGGAGCCUCUGCCCUGAGCAGCGCAGCCUCCAUCCCCAUGGAUGAAGACCACGUGGAGCUGGUGAAGAGGACCAUGGCAGCAGUGGCCCUGCCCUCUCUGGCUAUCCCGACCUGGGCUCAGGAGAUCUCUGACGACCAAUGGAAGGACAUGGUCCAACAGACACUCCAGACUCGCCAAAGCUCUGGAGGCCUGAUGCUAGAGCGCAAAUAAGACUGAAUUGCCUCCUUCCCACAGUCUGUCUUUAACUGUGCCAUGCAUUUCACCAUCACAUUUACCUCAGAGGAGCUCAGCUCAGACUCCCCUGGGCGGGUCAUGAGUCCUAGGUGUCUCAAUUCUCAAGUUCCAAUUCCUAUUAGAUUAAGAUAUCUCUCCUAAAUAUGUGUUUGAUAGGAGCCUCUGGGUACUCACUACUUCUAAGGGCGGCAGGUAGCUAGUAACUGAAAGGUUGCUGGUUCAAACCCCAAGCAGACUAGGUGAAAAAGCUGCCCAUG
Salvelinus sp. IW2-2015 is the source of this 969-nucleotide messenger RNA. Its product is annotated as male-enhanced antigen 1. Gene Ontology annotation, biological process: spermatogenesis. The record is from RefSeq and is a predicted model, not a curated record. NCBI's taxonomy places the organism in Eukaryota, Metazoa, Chordata, Actinopteri, Salmoniformes, Salmonidae.